Staurois parvus is the source of this 348-nucleotide messenger RNA. The record is from the annotation of a GenBank genome assembly. NCBI's taxonomy places the organism in Eukaryota, Metazoa, Chordata, Amphibia, Anura, Ranidae.
UUAAACAAGCAAUGUUAUUUUAACCUCCCUGGUGGUAUCCCCGAGUGUAGCUCGGGGGUUAUCAGUGCCAAAAGCGGUAACCCCGAGCUACACUCGGGAUUACCCUGCAGCGUUGCUCUGGGAUUCCCUCGAUCACUUACCUUGUCCUGCGCUCCAGUGAUGUGUCCCCUACAGCGUCCCCGGCCAUCUCCUCCGGCCGAUGACAGCAUCCGUCUUCCAGGUUCUGGUCCCUGCGAGCGUCGGGACGUACGGGGGACGGAACUGGCGGGAAAUUUAAAAAAGCGACAUUCACUAAUUCACUAAAAUCACAUAGUAAAACAUUACUGUAUCAAAGCAUUUCACAUACAU